Cryptosporidium muris RN66 is the source of this 1713-nucleotide messenger RNA. RefSeq lists its product as uncharacterized. The transcript has a single exon. The record is from RefSeq and is a predicted model, not a curated record. Bases 1 to 1713 code for a protein of 570 amino acids. NCBI's taxonomy places the organism in Eukaryota, Apicomplexa, Conoidasida, Eucoccidiorida, Cryptosporidiidae.
AUGUUUAUUUCUGAUAAUCAAGGCAUUACACCACUUUUGUAUAGUUAUAAAGGUCGAAGGAUCCCUCUUUAUUUAUGUUUUUUAUUAGUAUUUGUAGUUUCAUGGCCAUUUUCAUCCUUUACAUUGAUAUCUCCGUUUUUACUGAGCAACAAAACUGAGAUAUUCCCAUUUUAUAUUGUUAUUUGCAUUGUUGAGGCAAUUGUAUAUAUUUUAAGUGGAUACUUUUCAGAUAAUAAAGGGAGAAGUCGCAUACUUUUAUUAGCUUUCAGAAUAUUUAUGUAUGGUAUUGCUAUUAUUAUCAUUACUACACUGAUCCAUGGACUAACUUCACUACAUUAUAUUAGAUUUGAAGUAGAGGAAUAUAAAUCACAUUACUCACUUGCGAAUUCAACUGUAUUUAGGACAUAUCAGAGAUCAUAUAAUGGUAUACUAGAUGGUAUAUCAGGAAAUAAACAUAAUCUUUUGACUUUUGAUGAAACACUACUAUAUAAAGAAAAUAACAUAAAGUAUAGUGAUAAUCUAUCUGGUAGAUCUAUAAAUGGUACUUAUAUUACAAAAGAAAGUCAUGAUAAUAAAGACUCAGAUGAGUAUAGUAGUUUUGAUCAUGAUUCAAUAAAAGAUAACUUACUACUUUGUCCCAAUAUUAUUCUCUCAAUGGUAUUAUUUUUUGGCUUGUGCCUUGUUUAUGGAGGUGCUAGCUCUGCUUAUAUGCUUAUAUUAUUAUAUAUAAUGGAAGUUUCAUGUAAAAGUACUAGCAGAAUGCAAUGGUAUAAAUUUUGUUUUGUUAGUAAUGCUUAUUGGCUAAGUUUAUUAAUAUCACGUAUAAUGUCCAUACUUAUAAUUAAUAUUUUUUUUAAGGAACAACCCGAUUACUUCUUGAGUUUUUGUAUUACGCUUUGUUCAAUUUCAAUACUAUUCCCACUUGUUAUAUAUGCAUUAUACAUGUAUCUAGAAGAACCUUGUUUGUUUAGAUGGAGUAGAAUAGUCUUUUAUACAAAUAUAGAAUAUUUGGAUUUACUUAUAAAACAUAUUAAAUUCCGAGAUAAUUAUAAUAUAUUUACAAUUAUCAUAUCUUGGUGGAUAAUAAUGUUUAUACAGAGGGGAAACAAUUUCUAUGAAUGGAUUCAUUUAAGUGAAAACUUAACAGUAGACUUAAUUUGGUGGAAUAGUUUAUGUUUAACUUAUGAAAGCAUCUUGGGUUUUUUGAUUUCUCUAACAAUUCCUAUUCUAGUUCUUCAAUUUCAUCCUAAAUUUAUGCAACUAUAUAGCUUUACAUUCCUAUCUGUAGUUUCCUUUGGUCUUUCUAUAAGUAUAUCAACAGUUCAUCAAAUACCCAUCAAAACUUUUUCAGAUUUUCUGGGAGCAUUUUUUUUAUGUCAUGGAAUCUACUAUUGUUGCACAAUUAUUCCUUCAGUAACAGUGGUUUUAUUAAUUUUUGAUAUUACACAUGUUAGGGUUAGAGGUACUAUUCUGGGUUUUAUGUUUGCAAUUGUUAAUACAGCACCUGUAUUUGAUACUUUGAUUAAUAAACUUGCCUUUGAUAUCUUCUCAGUAAGUUGGAAAUUCCUAUUAGAUACUGUGCUUUUAAUAAUGGCACUUGUAGCUACAAUGGUUCUUAUAUACAAAAUACCUAAUAAAAAUGACAUACGGAAUAUACACCCAAUGUAUACAAAAAAUAAUCAGUCACUACCUAGCAAACCAAAUACAUUUUAA